This is a messenger RNA of Wallemia mellicola CBS 633.66, 937 nucleotides long. Its product is annotated as eukaryotic translation initiation factor 4E class I. The transcript is spliced from 3 exons. The record is from RefSeq and is a predicted model, not a curated record. Gene Ontology annotation, biological process: translational initiation. Gene Ontology annotation, molecular function: RNA 7-methylguanosine cap binding; translation initiation factor activity. The coding region runs from base 1 to 825 and encodes 274 amino acids. Lineage: Eukaryota; Fungi; Basidiomycota; Wallemiomycetes; Wallemiales; Wallemiaceae. Gene Ontology annotation, cellular component: eukaryotic translation initiation factor 4F complex.
AUGACCACAAACGACGAGAAAACGACGGUACCGGAGACAGCGAUAUCUGCGUCUGUGCAAGCGAUCAACGACUCUGUAGACAAUCUCAAAUUGAGUGAUAAGCCUGAGUUAGAAGAUGGUGAGAUAAAGGAGGACGAUAUCAGCCCAGAGGAUAUGAAGACAGUAUUCGACGACGCUACUGGAUUUAACGUUAAACACCCGCUCUUCAACGCCUGGACUCUCUGGUUUGACAACCCAAAAAAGUCAGCAGGUGCACAAAACUGGUUAGACGACACGAAAGAAGUUAUCACUUUUGAUUCCGUAGAGGAGUUCUGGGGUCUCUACAACAAUAUAUUACCUCCUACACACCUCCCACAAAAAGCAAACUACUACCUCUUCAAACGUGGCAUCAGACCUGCUUGGGAAGAUGAAGCCAACGCCGACGGUGGAAAGUGGAGUGUUCAGUUCCCUAGGGAAAAGUGGAGAGACAGAAUCGAUAGGUUGUGGUUAGACACCAUGUUGUCUGCCAUUGGAGAGACGCUCGAAGGAGACUUAUCUGAAAACCCAAGUGACGAUCUUAUUACAGGUGUAAUUAUAUCCACCCGUCCAAACUUCUACAGACUGGCGAUUUGGACAAGACAAACUACGUCAGUCAACACAGAAUUGACAGAGGAAGAGAAGGACUUGUUUGAGAGAAUGGAGAAGCUCGGUAAGACUUGGAAGCACGACGUUCUAGGAUUCGGUGAGGGUGAAAAACUUGGCGGUGGAUUAGCAACGGAGGUUGAAUUCGUUGGACACAAAGAGGGUGAAAGGAAGCAUAGAGCUAGAGGUAAAAUUGUCGCCUGAUCGAUGCCACUACACACAUUUCAUCGCAUUUUUAUACUCUUCACAUUUUUAGACACACUCAGCUAAAAUUAUUAUCUCUUGUUUUCUAUUUAAUAUCGCUUUGGCUUGCUCA